Oryzias latipes (Japanese medaka) is the source of this 1795-nucleotide messenger RNA. RefSeq names its product solute carrier family 60 member 1a (gene slc60a1a). NCBI's taxonomy places the organism in Eukaryota, Metazoa, Chordata, Actinopteri, Beloniformes, Adrianichthyidae. Gene Ontology annotation, molecular function: D-glucose transmembrane transporter activity. The record is from RefSeq and is a predicted model, not a curated record.
AUAAGCGCCAGGUGUGCCAGUUGAGUUAGUUUGGCAGAAGUGCGGACAGCUGUCAGCCUCGGAGCGACUCCUCAGCGGUGUGUUUACCUUCCAUACCGACACGGAUCCGAACCGGGAACGGAGGACAUGAGCAGCGCGCGGCCGUGAGGACGUUCCUGCUCUCUCUCUGGGGGGGCGAGAGCGCCAUGACGCCGCUGGACGAGCGCAUCUGCUCGCUCUUCAAGCACCACCUGCAGCAAACGCUCACCUACUGGAGCGUCUUCUUCAGCUUCGGGCUGUGCAUCGCCUUCCUCGGCCCCACCAUCCUGGACCUGCGGUGCCAGACGCAGUCCACGCUGCAGGAGAUCACCUGGGUCUUCUUCUCGCAGCAGUUCUUCCUGCUGGUGGGCAGCUGCGUGGCAGGCCUCUUUAAGAAAACCCUCCUGUCGUCCCUGCUGGCUCUCUUCUUCUGCACUCUCGUCAUUUCGUUGGUGUUCGCCUUCAUACCGUUCUGCCACCACAUCAUGCUGCUGUCAAUCGCCAUGGGGUUGGCUGGCACCGCCAUGGGGAUCAUAGACACCAUCGCCAACCUGCAGCUGGUCAAGCUGUACCAGAAGGACUCUGCUGUCUUCCUGCAGGCGUUGCACUUCUUCAUAGGCCUGGGGGCGCUGGUCAGUCCCCUGGUGGCGGAUCCUUUCUUAGCAGACGACAGCUGCGUUCUGGGUCUGAACGGGACCUCCAAUUCUUCCUGGGACCUGGAGCACCUCCGUAACACCCUCGCCGGAAAAGGGGUCUCGAUUCACAACACCUCCCAGUAUCAUCUGUUCACCGAAGGCAUCGUGGUCACCAAAGUGUCCUACGCUUUCUGGAUCAUGGCCGUGAUUAACCUCCCGGUGCCGGCCGCGGUGCUCAUGUUGAUGUUCCACGAGCGGCUGCUGCUCUGCUCCAGCAGCAGUCCCCGCCUGCUGGAAAAGGACGGGCCCAAGUCCCGCCCCGCGGAGGACGACGGCCAAGGUCAUGGCAGCGUGUUCAGCUGCUGCAACUCAGCCAGACUGGAGGGCCAGCCCACCACCACCUUCUUCAUCUAUGCACUAGGUAGUGCUAUAGUCUUCAUCACUGAUGGAAUUAUCGGCUGCUACGCCGGCUUCAUCUACACCUACGCCGUGUCCCCCCCUCUGCUGAUGGGCCGGAAAGCGGCGGGCUGUCUGGACAGCGUGUUUUGGGCGUCCAUCACGGCGGGAAGACUGGCUUUUAUCUACUUGUCGUACAGAUACUCGGCCCCCGUGCUGCUCACCAUUAGCCUGGUGGGAGUCAUCCUGGUCCAGUUCCUGAUGUUGUUCUUCUACAGCAGCUGUGUGUUUCUGUUCAUCUGCACCUGUGUGUUGGGUCUGUGCAUCAGCAGCGUGUUUCCGUCCAUGCUGGCCUUCACAGAAGACACUCUAGACUACAAAGGUUGUGCCACAACAGUCCUGGUGACGAGCGCCAGCGCAGGAGAGAUGCUGCUGCAGCUGCUGGUCGGAUCAGUGAUCCACAGUCAAGGCAGUUAUUCCUUCCUGCUGUCGAGUACGAUCGCGUCCUGCAUCGGAUUCUGCCUCUUCCUGCUGCUUCUGUACGUACAUCACAUCCACGGAAAGCAGCACAUAGACAUCUCCAAACAAAUGGACAUAAAAGAGAAGCCAAAGACGGAGAACUCCUGAAAACCAGAGGAACCUGCUGCACCUUCCACUCACCUCCAAGCCUUAUGAUCAACCAAAGCUUCACUCUUGACCACAAAGACUCACUCUUAACCCCAUUAAACCGUAAUUCUAGAGCAUCA